Molecule: messenger RNA, 3633 nt
Organism: Gasterosteus aculeatus aculeatus (three-spined stickleback)
Lineage: Eukaryota; Metazoa; Chordata; Actinopteri; Perciformes; Gasterosteidae
Gene: rtn4rl1b
Product: reticulon 4 receptor-like 1b
Cellular component (GO): plasma membrane
Molecular function (GO): protein binding
Source: RefSeq, a predicted model, not a curated record
CACACACUCUCUCUCUCUCUCUCUCUCUCUCUCUCUCUCUCUCUCACUGGAGUUGCCGCUAUUUCGGACCGAGGGGAUGAUUUCAGUGCGUCGGAUUCGCGACGAUUGUCUCCUAAUUGCCCAGAUCCGACUGCGGUCUGCCGGACUUUGUAGGGGAACGGAGAUUAUUGCCUGUUCUCAAUGUUUAUCAAAUCCACGGCAGUCCGGGGUGCCAAUUCAACGCAGUGGAUCGCGUGCACAUCGUGAGGAGUGACAACUGACAUUUACGCGACGAGCCGCGCGAGGAAGGUCCGGAUCAACUUCGAAAAACGAAGCGCACAAGUUUUUUAGGUUCUGGAAUACAAGAAUCGAUGAUUGUCAGAGGACCGGAGACGACAUAGUCACACAUACGCCUACAACAUGUUCCAAAGGGGCUGUGGGCUGGAGUUCCUGCUGGUUCUCUGUGGGCUCGAGUUUUCCUGGUCCUGCCCCCGUCACUGCAUCUGCUACAUGGCACCCAGCACCGUCUCCUGCCAAUCCCAUAACUUCCUGACGGUCCCUGAAGGCAUCCAUCCCGACAAUGAGCGCAUCUUCCUACAGAACAAUAAGAUCCAUCGCUUACUCCGUGGACACUUCAGCUCCAAUACGGUCACUCUCUGGAUCUACUCCAAUAACAUCACUUAUAUUGAGCCGUCCACCUUCCACGGUUUUACGCUUCUUGAGGAGCUCGACCUCGGAGACAACCGCCACCUGCGCUCCUUGGCAGAAGAUACUUUCCACGGGCUGAAUCGGCUCAAUGCCCUUCACUUGUACCGUUGCGGGCUCAGUUCACUCCCGAACAACAUCUUCCAAGGCCUCAGAAACCUGCAGUAUCUCUACUUGCAGGAUAAUCAUCUGAAGUUCCUUCAGGAUGACACGUUCAUGGACCUCCACAACCUGAGCCACCUGUUCCUGCAUGGCAACCGUCUGUGGAGCCUCAACCAGAACACCUUUAGAGGUCUUCGAGCAUUGGACCGACUGCUUCUGCACCAAAACCAGAUUGAGUGGGUUGACCGCCUGGCCUUCCACGACCUGAAACAUCUCACCACCCUCUACCUGUUCAAUAACACCCUUGUACAGCUCUCUGGACAGUGCCUGGACACACUGCCCGCAUUGGAAUACCUACGCCUCAACGACAACCCCUGGUCAUGUGACUGCAAGGCCCUGUCACUAUGGGAGUGGUUGAAGCGCUUUCGAGGCUCCACGUCUUCGGUCGGAUGCCAGGCACCGGCUGAAGUUUUGGGGAAGGACCUGAAGGAUCUGCGCAAGGAAGACUUCCCCAACUGUUCACCCACCUUACCCAAUUCUGAGUCCAGAGCCCAGACUAACAAUUUAUCUGGCACAGUGAAUCCGUCUGCGAAUCGUGGUGUGGUGGUUGGUUCUGGAGGGCAGACCCACAUCGUGCACCCCUCAAGGCCUGGCCGCUCUCGGAACUGCACAAAGCCUCGUGUCAGGGGCAAGGGGAAGGGGGACAAUGAGGUUCACCACUCAAAGGAGGUCAUCGUAGACAAGGAUGAUUCCUCCCCCGAUUUCACAGACGGGGGGAAACAUGACCACACAUCCCCGGACGGUACCGUCACACGGAGGAAGCACAAGUGCACUCCCAGGACCACUGUUCGCCCCCCUAGUGGGGUUCAGCAGGCCAACAACAGGGCAACCUUUUCCCAGUCAUUACUACAUGUCUGUGCCCUCCUCACGGCCUUGAUAACGACAAAUAUUGACUUCAUUCUCCGUUGACCCUCAAAGGGUUUGGAAAAUGAGAGAAAGAUUAAAAAAACAGCCCUCAGACCCUCUCUUGCUCCUGCACUACCAGGCCUGUGUGUCUUUUAUGUAUGUGUGCGUGAGUGUGAUUAUUUGUGUAAAUGUAGUGUAGGGAGCUUUAGACUGAAACAGGCAUCUCGAAAGCAUCAAACAUCUACAGCACAAAGACUCACUGCACAAAAAUCGAGAGGACUGUGAGAAGGAGAGUAUGACAAAAGAUUAAUGCAGACCAAGCUUGCACUGCCAUUGAUGCCGGUAUGAUUUCAUCCGCAUAUGUCCUGGUACUUUGUGUAUUUUCAACUAGAUUUUCCCUCUACUGGAGCUCAUACAACCAAGGUCUGGUAAAAAUAGACAAAAGACAGAAGAGAUGACAGAGCAAAGGAGCUGAAGUUGUUAGCACUGAGAAAAAUAAGCUAGGCGUUGGAGUGCUCCAUCCAGCUUUAAAUUUACGUUCACAGUUUGUAAAUUCUUACCAAGCACAAAGUCAAUGACCCUGUCAGCCCCCAUGCGUCUGCCCCUUUUUUCUUUCAUUCUGUCUGCCAAAUGUAUUUUGUCCAGACAAUUGGGUGUAUUAAGUGUUUCUCGUGAACAAAGAGGUAAACUGUAAGCUUGGCAAUAAAUAGUCAUUCAGUUUCAUACAACGGAAUGUGCCAUUGACACAGCGAAACGGAAAUCUAUUGCCACCGAUGUUCAAAGGCUGUAAACAAAGCAACCAUUAGCUCACACGCUCUGCGGAGCCGUAACAAAUUGUUACAACAAAUAUCUGCACAAUGCCGACCUUUCUAACAGCAUUUCUCAUUGCUAAUACUUUUCUACAUACAGCUCUGAGUUCCAUCCUCACACACGCCACUUCUCUCCCUCUGUGUGCAACUGAAUAUUCGGCAGUCAACUGUUUAAAGAUGACGAGGACUCGAGGCACGCUUUUUUCAUUUGCUUGGAAAAACUAUGUGUGUUUGUCCCUUGGAGAUCAAGCUGUGAAUAUCGACGAAUUCUGUCUAUAUCUUGUCGUUCAUUUGAUUUUUAUCAGACACAAAGUGGACCUAGAGAGAGAGAUCCUGCUGCGGGGCCAACAGGAGCCUUAGAGGUGGAGGGUCAAAGAGGUGAUUUCUCAGUUUCCCGGUGAGGUUGUGCUGAACUGAUCCCCCCCCCGAGUGAGCGCAAACCUCCCUCAUUGAGAACGUGAGGGACACAAUCACUCAACUUCAAAGAAACAAAAGACUCGAAAAAAGAGUGCGUGUGAAAUCAAUGACUCAAUAAAGCAUUCAAAAAACAUUUUGAAAGGAGCAUGGUAUAACGAGGCUCGUACAGAAGAAAUUAUGCCACUUAAUUAACUGAUUGUCAAUGGAUGCGGGAAUCCAAGGCAAUCGGGUUCGUAGUACAAUGCAGAAUGACAUGUGGAGGAUUGCGGGACGUCUUGCUGUACUUCUGGAGCUUUUGUGCCUCCCUUAAAUCUACCGAUAAGAUGGUGUUUGUAUCAAUGUGAACUAUACCAGUAACAAUGGAGAAAAGAGGACUUCUUGCAGUGCUGAUAUUAAUCAUUUACUGUAUUACUAUGAGAAAAACAGUAUCAGUGACAUUGAUGAUGAUAACAGGGUUUUCAGCUCCUCCUUUUAGGAGGUGUCUUACGUUUGUUGAUUCGUUUAUUACUGUGAUUUGUUUAUUUACAUAUUUUUCAUGUUAUAUUUUUAGAGCCUUUUAUUUGUUAAUGCACAAUUUCUCACUUCCCUAUUUCUUGUUCUUGUUAUAUGCCUAUUCAUCUUCUUUCAUUGCCAUAAUUCAAACGUUCAGUAAGUUAUCAUCAGAAAACUGCAAAAUGUUUAUAAAGAUAUUAAAAUCUAUAUCUUCUUAUGUCCA